Striga asiatica is the source of this 2865-nucleotide messenger RNA. Lineage: Eukaryota; Viridiplantae; Streptophyta; Magnoliopsida; Lamiales; Orobanchaceae. The record is from the annotation of a GenBank genome assembly.
AUGAGGUUGAGAAGAAGAAAAACGCCACAAGUCAAACUCGGUAGCUCAACCAGAGGUGAUUCAACAAGAAAGAAGGAAAAAACGAAUAAGAAGAACAAACGAGCAGAGAACAGGACCGGAAGCUCGUACCAAGUUAAAAAGCAGUCGAAAACUCAAUGCUUUAAUUCAACGAGUGACGACACCAUUGUCGUUCAAAUGGGGGGCCAGAGAAAUCCGUCACCGAGACACGAUUUCAUCUCUGAACACGAACACGAUUCUCCCUCCGUCGUCGGCCAUAUCUCCGGGAAGUUUGCCCCACCAUCUCCGGCCAUCGAGGUACAAUGGCGGGCUCGAAAGAACCCUAAAAUCUCUCUCAAGUUCCACCAUUUCAGAUCCGCAUUUAUGUGGCAAUUUUAUCCCCGAUUCUUCUCCAUCGGCAGCCACCCGUACGCGAGCCCUUCAUCUUCACUGGCAUCAGAUGGUCAAGAUCGAAUUGAAGUUCUCCAGGUGGUGUACGCGAGCCCUUCAUCUUCUCUUUGUAUCUCGCUCGCUAGAAUCACCUCCUAUCAGUCCACGAGCAAAGCUCGACGCCAAACCCUCCGUCGUUCUUCGCCAAUUUCGCGGCCAAACCCUCCGUCGUUCUUCGCCAAUUUCGCGCCUCGUUCGCCACACGAGCAAAGCUCUGUCGCCGCCCGUUUGAAGCGACGAACUCUCCGUCCAAAAAAAACGAACCUCUACAUCGUCGGCCGACUCCAUCUCCGAUCUUCUUCUCCGUCGAAGCCCGGCGCAACAAUGGCAUCUUCCUCUAAAUCAAAAGCAGAAUCCCCUCAGAAUAAAGCUUCUUCCUCUAAAUCGAAGGGUAAUGAAUUCCGAUGCAAGUGUUCGCCCUCCUACUUCAAGGGCAUAAUGGACAGGAUAAGUGUAGUUCUAACCGAUGCACACAAAGAUGCAUUAAAAAAGAGUCCCUUUUUUUAUUUUUUGGAUAUGCCGGACUUGUCUGUCACCCACACUAGAGUUCAGGCAUUAGUUAAUGCAUAUAACAUUGAUAGGAAUGCAUUUCUUGUGGGUGACAAUUUGUUUCUUGUCUUCGAUGUGUCUGAAUUUUGCAUCACAAUGGGAUUAAAGGAGAACGGUCUUGGUGUAGAUUUAGACGUCGGUCUGGACUCCAAGGUUUUAUUUGAAUCUUGGGGUCGGCGAGACCGUAAGUCUUUAAAAAGAAAAGAUAUAGUUGAGUUGAUGUGGGAGUUUGGAAUGGAUAAAGGUCGUGUAGACGACUUUAUCCGCAUGUUUACCCUUUUUGUUUUUAGUUGCCUUUUGUUUCCAUCUUCUAGCUAUUCAUUGCCUAGGUUCGUUUACCCUUAUGUGGAAAAUGUCAGUCGAACUGGAGAGUACGCAUGGGGAGAUGCGACUCAUAAGUUUAUUCUUGGUGAACUUGUUCGGCAUGUGGAGGCCAAAGAUAGAUCGUAUUUUGAUGGAUGCACUGUUGGUUUGAUGGCUUGGCUAUAUGAACGUGUGCCUUCUUUGGGUAGGAGAUCCACACUCGAGGCGGUUCCCCGACUAUUUCGAUGGUCGGGGAGCACCUUGCCUAAUACAGUGGAAGGGUGUUCACAAGCCCUUAAGAAAAUCAUGAGGCAUAAGGUGUAUUCGCUAACCCUAGUUCUUGCCGAGCAUCCAUUGGUGGAAAAACAGAGUUCUUUUGAGAACUAUCUAUUGAGCAUCGUUCGUCAUGAAAAUGACGAACUACGGAAAAAAAUUCAAUUGUUGGAGAGUGAUCUGAAAGAGAAAAGAAGUGAAGAAAAAAAAGAAGAGGCGGUCGAAGAGGGAACAAGUGGGAAGGCCAAAGAGGAGACAGAGGAGAAAAAAGAAGGUUUGUCGAAUGAUCAGACGGGUGGUGAUGGUGAUGAUGGUUGGCACACCAGUUGGGCUAUGAUCGGACCGGUUGAUUGCUCGGGGAGGACUAAGAAGGAGAAUGAUGAUGUGGAUGAAGAAUUGGACCGGUUGAUCGCUCGGGUUUCCAAAGGUAUUGGUAUGAGUGAAGGGCAAGUCAAGAAAGGGCUGUCUGAUGAGCCGAACACGGAGCAUAGUAGUCAGAGCUCUCACGUGCCGCGCGGACUGCCGAGUGAGUCAUACCAGCAGUCUUCCAUGGUGAAGAGGGUGAGAGAGAGGGCUAGAAGGAAAAAGAAAACAAAGCCCGCUGAUUUUAUGACUCCCCCGUCUUCCGGUCCAAAAAGGCAAAAGAAAAAAGAAAAUGUGGCAGUGGCAGUGACAGUGACAGUGGCUUCUGAUGACGAGGAUGGUCAGAAUUUAGAUGCUGAGGAAUGCAUGUUGGCAGUGUUUCGGGGACGAAACGAUUAUUGUGGCCAUGAGCACGUACAAGGAGAGGAUGCUGCAGCCAUCCGAUCAUUCCUUGCAAGCAAUCAGCUGAGCAAAACUGUGUGGAGCAAUGACAGAAUUCUGAUUCAAGGCAAAUCAUUAUGUGCUCUUUUGUUCGGCAACGAGUUGGAUUCUCAACUCGUUGAUUGCUGGGGUGAGAUCAUGCAUGGUUGUCAUCCAGAUGUUGUUUCUGUGCCGAUAUAUGUGCAGACUGAUUUGAUAAAUGGCUUGGAGAAAUUCAAGAAAAAAGGUGCUUGGAAGAAGGAGGAUUAUAAUCACUUUGCUUCUAGUCUUUCUAGAAGUACGGUUGCUGUUUUAGAUCAGAUGCUCGGUUCAUUGAAUGGUGUCAGAUACGUCUUCUUUCCUGUGGUCUUCAAGUUUCAUUUCUUUAUGGUUGUGUUGGAUAUUGGAAAGAAACAGUUUGUUUACUUAAACUCCAUGGAUACAGCAAGUUACAAAGGGAUUGGGAAGAAAUUGGUAAGAGUUUUAUGUGUUGUUACUAUUUUUUUCUAA